CGAUCGUUGAUUUAACAAGUACAGAUCUGAAUUUGUGUUGAAAUUAAAUUAAAUUUAAUGGAGGAAGAAACCACAUCAGUAACCUUGAAAAAGUCACUACAAUCAUCGAAAGAUUUUGUUGGGCAAAAAUAUCAUAAUCUGACCGAUUUCAUCACCAAAACGUAUACGGUAAAUAAAGACAAGGGACGCACCAAGAGACUGAAAAUUACAUGUGUCAAAUAUGCUCUAAUAUUCAUGGACAUUGCCUAUUUGCUAACGUCUCUGGUUAUGAUCAACAUUGGAGUGUUUAGUCGCAUUGUAUACGUAAAUUUUCGAUCUGUUUAUCAAUUCGAAAUGCUUCCCAUCUGUUGGAUUGCUACCGGCGCCAUUUUAUUAUUUGUAUCGAUUUUUGGUUUAAUCGGUGCAUUUAAUGAGAGCAACAUCUCGACAAAUAUCUUUGGUGUUUUGUUGACGAUCGUCUUUGUAAUUCAAAUAUCGAGCGCAAUAUAUGCUUUCCAAUUUAUUGGUCAAUCACAAUGGAUUGCUUCAACUACCACCGAGGGGCUGAUGAAUUGGCAUUUGACCUACAAUGAUAAUCCCUUAAUUAUGGAUUGGAUUCAACGGCACUAUAAAUGCUGCGGCAGCGAUGGACCAAUUGAUUGGAGUCAAUAUUAUCCAUACAAACAGGCUAGGUCAUACGGCUACAGUUCUUACUAUGCAUCUUCAACAACAGAAUCUACCCCUUUGUCCUAUCGAAUGCCAUCGUCCUGUUGUGUUGAUGAAAGUAAUUACAACAAUUUAUCCUGCGACAAGUACUAUCAAAACGGUUGUACCAUCCAUGUUCGUGAGAUGAUUUCCGCUACCACUAUGAUUGUCGGAUCGGUGGCGUUAGUUAUUGCAGUGUUUGAGGUGCUGGGCAUAGCAUUUGCAUUUGCAGCCGCUAGAAUCUUCCGAAAAACAAAAUCUUUGGCAGAGAUGCAACUUUACGAUGUCAUAGGCAAUUCAACAGCGAACAGGGAACAAACGUCGAAAGCUGGUGAAAGUUUGGAAACGAUUUGAAAACACUUCAAGGAUUGAGAGAUUUAUACAUCGCCCAAAACCACUUACAGUGGAGGCGUGACGCAAGUCAUUUUAGCCACUUACAAAAGAACUGAUAUCGGUGGAGGGGACGCUUACAGCUUUGACUCGCAAAAAGAAAAGCAAAAAUUUUACGAAAUAAAUUCUAGAAAAAAAAAUCCUAAAAAAUGUUGCGUCACAAAGUGGCA
This is a messenger RNA of Bradysia coprophila, 1244 nucleotides long. RefSeq names its product tetraspanin-6-like. Gene Ontology annotation, cellular component: plasma membrane. Lineage: Eukaryota; Metazoa; Arthropoda; Insecta; Diptera; Sciaridae. The record is from RefSeq and is a predicted model, not a curated record.